AUGAUGAUCAAGCAAAAAACUAAAAAUCACUCGAAGCAUGGAACAUCGAUCUCAAGUACCAUUAAUUAUGACAAACCUGAAGUAAACUUAUUGACACAAGGAUCUCAGCCAUAGCCAAAGAAGCUUGUAAACAAAAAUACAAGGUCAAAACCUAAUAUUAAAAAGCAGGGUGCUGGAACUGGAUUAACUACAAUAGAGGUUGAUUUGAGAACUAAAAUAAAUGAUAAUACCAAUCUAACAUCCAGGAAAAAUACUGUUUAUCAAUACUCACUUGAAUAAACACCUCUUUUCAACUAAAAUUAGCUGCUGUCAAAGCAAGGGAGUUAAAAUUCAGACUAUAAACCUAUGGCGACUGAGGAGAAAGUAGAGAAAAUUAUCUAGGUAGAAAAAUUGAAGCAUUCAUCUUAGAGUAUUUCAUCUAAUGGUGGGGGAGCCACAGCAAGGAAAAAGGAAAGCAUGAGAAUCUUUAAAAGUACUCAUAAUGCCCCAGGCACUUUAAAAAGCUUUACUAAUUCCAAUUAGCAUCAGCAUCUUGAUUUAAGUCCAAUUGCAACCACUAACUAAAAUGGUAUAAAUAAUUAGAAUUUCAGUGGAAGCAAUCUGGCAGCAAUGAACAACACGCAUACUUAAAUUAAUACAUAUACCCAUUCAGAAGAAAAUUAUGCUAAUAAUAGCAGUAGUGAUCAAAGGUAGGCUAGUGAGGCGAGCUCAAGAGAUAGUGAUAUUGUCAUGGUCUAUAACUAGGAUAUAUUUCAUAACUAAAAUAACUCUGUGACAAGUAACAAGGUUCAGGUGAAUCUAGAUAAUACAGAUCACCGUAGUUAUCAAAGCUAAAAUUAAGAUCUCCUUAGAUUAAUUACCCAACAGAGAAAAUUAUCAAAUGAUAACACAUCUAAUACUUAUAAGUAGUUUUAGAGUACCAAUGCUGGCUCAAUUACAUCCAAGAGUAUCAGAAACAAUAUGAAUCCAAAUCAAAUGACCUCACCUUAGAGUAUGGACAAAAGUAAUCAGUCAGUUUAUCUGAUGAAUCAUCUCAGUCCACACUCGAGCUUUAAGUAAUUGACAGCUUCUACUACUACUAACAAAACUAAUUAAAACACAGUAACUAAUAAUGAUAACACUAUUCAGCUUAAUAAUAGCUUAGGUAACGGAUAAUAGUCAGAAAUUACACAAUAAAUUGUAUAUCCUUAAUUGAUUACUGUUUCUGGUGGCUAAAUUUCUAAUUUUGCAUAUCAUGCAUCUUCUCCUUAACCUUAACGCAGAGGCACUGCUAUGAUAAGUGCAAAGGAACCAUCAAUUUAAAAGAACCCUACAAUUACUUUUAACUAGUCCCAGAGAAAUAUUGGAAAUGAAAUUAUUGUUCAGUAAAAUCUUACAAAUACAGUAUCGCAUCAAAAAAAUUAAUCUUAACAGAAUGUGUCUUCCUCAGUAGGAUUAGAGUCUUAAAGGAAAAAGAUGUAUAAUAAUAGUAAUGUGAGCUUGAAUGUAAAUCCUAAAACAUCUCAGGUUUUCAGCACAUUUGGUCAUAACAAUUAAAAGCAUCAGUAGAAUUAGCACAACAACCAGCUUUCUAUCUAAAGUAGCACUAGUAACUACUAUAAUGGGACAAAGCUUGCCUUGUUUAGUGAUAGGCAGUAGCAAACAGCUAAAAAUCAACCUAAUAAAUAAACUCUGUCGCAGAAUUUUUCGAACUACGGUAACCUGAAAUAAAAAUCAGAUAUCAUAGGCAGAGAGAUCGCCGUCUAAUCAUUCAGAGAUAAAGAUCACAAUAAGCCUAAUGUUCUCUAGAAAACGGAUAGCAAUCCUUUCGAGGUAAAUGAUACUCUGGUGGAGCAAGAUUUAAUUUAGAAAAUGCAGCAAAAGUAGUAAUAAAAAUUAAUACAAGAUAGAAUAUAAAGAGAACAAAUUAAAACAGUCAGAAACAAUGAUUUUAAUAACAAAAGAGUAUUGGUUAAUAGCUCAUAUAAUGGCAACCUAUCAAGCCAGCUUUAAAACUUAGCAAUAAAUUCAGAGAAGAGGCUUGACUAGACAGUGAGUGAAUAGUAGCACAUAGUAUUCAGAACUAAAUUCAACGACAAUAUAAGCAAUAGAAAUGCAAUCUUAACAUCGUUUGGUGGGCAAAGUAAGCCACAAGAUUUGAGCGAUAAUAGAUACAGUAAAACUAUAUAACUUGAAAAUGUAUAAGAUGAUCCUAAUGAAGAUGAAUAAGAACAAGAAGGGGGUCUAUCAAGCAAGAGAAUAUUCAAGAGUGCUGAAAGAUCGUUCAGACUAUAGAACAAUGCUGGGGAAUAUUUAUAUAAUAAUCAAAUUGGAUUUGAUAACUGGUCACCUGGAGUAGAUAGAGGAGCAAGAGAAUUUUUCCAAAAAUAGAACUCAGGUCAAGAUAGUCUAGAUACAAUGAGAAGGGGGAUUAGCAUAGCACCUGGUUCCCUGAAUAUUAGCAAGAUUGAAAAUUCAGAGAGUCUUCUCAAUAAUAGUAAUGGCUGGGUAAAACUCAACUAAUAAUAAUCAAAUGAGGAACGUGGAUUUUCCAUAAGUAACAUUAAAAAUAGUAUUUUUUCCAAGAUCUCCAAUAUCUUUUCUUAGAACUAAGAAUAAGAGCUCUAAAGACCAAAGGAACCAAAAUAUCCAUGCAAAUGUGGUGCUCAUUCAAAGUAUCCAUAUCUUUGUAAAGAGGCAUUUUCUUGGUACUCUAGAUACAACAAAACAUCUUUAGAAGAUUAUUAAAAAUUGAAAGAAUCCUAUUAGUUACUGCUCAAAGAAAAUGUUGAGAAGGAAACAGAGAAUUAGAUAUAAAGAGACCUCUGUCGUACAUUCCCCAAUCACGACUACUUUAAGGAGGGAUCAAAAGGAAUAGAGAAACUCAGGAGAGUACUAACCGCUUUUUCAAACUAUGACCAUUAAGUUGACUACGUGCAGGGAAUGAACUUCAUUGUUGCCUCACUGAUAUACCAUGCCAAUGAAGUUAUGGCAUUCUGGUUAUUUGUAUCUCUUAUUGAAGAUUGUGAACUCAGAGAUAUUUAUAUGCACGGUCUUCCAGGAUUAUUUAAGCACUCCUAAAUAAUUUAUAUUCUGAUCAUGGAAAAUCUUCAAUAAGUGCACUCUCAUUUCGUUGAGAUGUAUGCAUCUGAUUGGAUAUUUGGUUUGUUUGCUUCUGUAAUUCCUCUGGAAAAAAUGAGCGCUUUCUUCUCGAAAUUCUAUCAAUUCAAAUGGAUCUUCUUCUAUAAAUUGAUCCUCUCUAUUUUGAAGUUUCUUGAAAAAGAGUUACUCUAGGAGGAUGAACUCUGGAACAUUCUGAAUCAAAUAAAAUCCUAAACACAUUUAAAUACCGCAGCUAUUUCAGGCCAAUCAAGUGCUGUAAAAAAUUCUAAGAAAAAAAAAAGUAAACAGAGGAAUGCUUUAGAAAAUUCUUAGAAUUAUGAUGAAGAUAGUCGAUAUCGGCAGAGAGAUGGGGAUAGUAAUUCUAAUAGUAAUGGACUUAACCUUAACACUGAUGAAGACUCAGGCGAUGAAGAAUAAAGUGGAAAAGUGGUGUCAUUUUUCAAGAAGCUAUUUUAAAAAUAAGAAAUUGACAUGUGGUAAAUGCUAAUUGAGAGAAGUAUGAAGGAAUGGACUUUCAAUGAGAAUUAAAUAAAUAAACUCCUACACACAUGGGAUCCAGAGAAAAAUAUCUUUACAGAUUGA
Stylonychia lemnae is the source of this 3684-nucleotide messenger RNA. Lineage: Eukaryota; Ciliophora; Spirotrichea; Sporadotrichida; Oxytrichidae. The record is from the annotation of a GenBank genome assembly.